This is a messenger RNA of Lathyrus sativus (Indian pea), 540 nucleotides long. The record is from the annotation of a GenBank genome assembly. Lineage: Eukaryota; Viridiplantae; Streptophyta; Magnoliopsida; Fabales; Fabaceae.
AUGUAUCAAGACUGUGAAAGAUUAAGCUUAAGCAAAUUGGCCAGAGCACAAAUGCCCUAUACUUUCUGGCAUUUUCUGUUGAAAGCACUUCAUAAUGUAGAGGACUGUGGAGUACUGUACAUAGAAAUAAGUAAGGUCUAUCAAAAUUUUAAUGAGAUUCCUACUUUUCAUAAUUCGACAAAGCUGAAACUUCACUCUAUCAACUCUAAUUGGGAUUUGUUAUUUCGAAUGCUCAAUCAUUGCCCUAAUCUUCAAAAUGGCACCGACUUCGGUUAUGGGAGACAAUUCAAUGCCCCACAAAAUUGGGUAGAUCCAAAAUUUGUUCCGCAAUGCCUUUCAUUAUAUCUUAAAACUUGCACGAUUUGGUACUUCGAAGACGAACUAGAUGAGUUGCAAUUAGCAACUUAUAUUCUUAACAAUGCAAGAGUUUUGCAAAGUAUGAAAUUCAGCUGCUAUGCUACACUAAAAAAAGAGAGAGAAUUAUCUUUAUGCUCAAAGGCCUCUCCUAAAUGUGAACUUAUUUUUCAUGUGUUGCCCUAG